This is a messenger RNA of Frieseomelitta varia, 8740 nucleotides long. Its product is annotated as ankyrin repeat and SAM domain-containing protein 1A-like. Gene Ontology annotation, cellular component: cytosol. The coding region runs from base 124 to 4359 and encodes 1411 amino acids. Lineage: Eukaryota; Metazoa; Arthropoda; Insecta; Hymenoptera; Apidae. Gene Ontology annotation, molecular function: protein binding. The record is from RefSeq and is a predicted model, not a curated record. The transcript has 17 exons.
GUGGCGGCGCAGUCGGCCCAAGAUGGCCACGCUGGAUCAAUGAAACGCGAGUAAUCGUAGUAAAAACAGAAAUUGACAAGUGUGCAAGUGAACGCCAGACAUUGAUUACGGUGUAAAUGGGCCAUGGGGAAGGACCAGGAGCUGCUGGAGGCAGCGAGAAGCGGAAAUGUCACCGUGGUCGAGAAGAUUUUGGGUCAACGAGCGAAGAGGAGUGGUCCACUGGCAAGCUUACGGCGAGGUCCGGGGGCUAACGUGCAAGAUGCCAGCGGAUAUUCUGCCCUUCAUCACGCAGCUUUGAACGGACACAAGGAGGUGGUAAAGUUAUUGCUCCAAUAUGAGGCUUCCACUAACGUCGUCGACGCUAAAGGCUCUUCGCCGCUUCAUUUGGCAGCUUGGGCGGGCGACGCUGAAAUCGUGCGGUUAAUUCUUACCCAAGGACCCUCCGUACCUAAAGUGAAUCUCACGACGAAGGACAACGAGACAGCGUUGCACUGCGCGGCGCAGUAUGGGCACACGGAAGUGGUGGCACAGCUGUUGCAAUACGGAUGCGACCCCAGCAUCCGCAACAGCCGGGGAGAAUCCGCGCUGGAUCUCGCCGCGCAAUAUGGCAGAUUGGAAACCGUGCAGUUGCUCGUUAGCACGUAUCCAGAGCUGAUCGUGCCCCUUCGGAAUUCUUCCUCGUCGGUGAUUUUUCCUCACACCCCGCUGCAUCUCGCCUCGCGAAAUGGCCAUAGAGCGGUGGUGGAGGUGUUGCUGGCUGCAGGCGUGGACGUGAACACGAGGACGUCGGCCGGGACGGCGAUGCACGAGGCGGCGCUGUGCGGCAAGAUGGAAGUGGUGCGAGCGUUGCUGGACCGUGGUGUCGACCUGGGCAUCCGGGACUCGCGGCAGAACACGGUGCUCGAUCUUCUGGGACAGUUCCCGCCACACGUCACUCAGGACAUCACCGCGGUGAUAAAAAGGCACAGGUCUUCCUCCGGCGUGGAGAGCGACGCGGACAGCGAGAACUUGCCACCGAUCCCGGUGCAGGGGAACGAUUCACUGGGCAGCCCUUACGAGAAUGUUCGUCCAGGGGAUGAUCUUUCUUCGGUCGAAGGCACGUCGCCCACUCAAUGGCAAUUCUACCACAAACCUCGAGACGACGAUCGCCGCGUUUCCGGCACUUCCGUUGUGUCUUUGGGUUCCGACAACGGACUGUACCAAACGCCACCGGUACCUCGUGGAACAAUGGAGGGUAGCUUCGUGUCGGAGGAUCUGUCCUUGACAUUACCCACGGGAUACGGUGGUGGCAGGGAGUCGGAUCAAUUGAGCGUUUCCUCGUCCUCGAGCGUCGGUGGACCGAGCCCACGGGACCGGCGUUGUUUGCCCAACGAUUCCAGCGCCGCCGGGAUUUACUUGCCAAUGGCACCGUUGUCCAGCUCUCUCCAUAGCCCCGCCUCCAACAGUAAAGUCUCGCCAACGCCACCGAAAAAGCCACCGAGACGCAACCUCUCCGUCUCGCCGACGCACCUACAGACCCAGAUGUCUCUGUCGGCGGACUGCACUUUGGGCCCGAGCAACUACGAGUAUCUGUUCAUGGCGCGCAGCGGCGCCCGCAGUCACAUCGACCUGGAGCAGCUGCAGAAACGUCGCGAACAACUGCGUCACGUGACCAGGAGCGUGGACCAAUACGUGGAGAUGAAGUCCCGCGUGCCGGACGGCGAGGAGAAGCGCGAGUCGAACGUCGAACCGGUUGCCAUCACUUCCAUCUACGAGAACAGGCCGAUCAAGACGCUGAAUCCACGGCGAAAGUUACGUAGGCACGCGUUCGAGAGCUACGAGCCGGAGAGCAGCCCCUGCGCGGACAAGUCGCCGUGCAGUGAGACCGACUCGUUCGUCCAGGAGCCGACGUUCGUGUCGAACGCGUUCCUCACGCUCAAGUCUUCCCAGGAGAGCCUUCUGGACGACAAGCGGGACGCCGUCGAUGAGCACCCGACGCCGGAGGGCCGCGAGGCAACCGACAAGCGCCUGAAACGAGUACAAAUGAUGCUGCCCACCAGCCCCACGCACUAUGCUCAGCCACCGACGCCUGAUCAUCCGCCACCCUCCGCCAUGCAGGCCGAGAAGUCGAUUCACGAGAGGAUUCGUCCUUUGAGUCAGGUGUACAAACGGCGGUCCCGCGACAUGGAAACGGAAACCGACGAGGAUUUAUUGCAGUUUCCGGCCGGCGGCUCUCUGGACGCCAGCAGCGGAUCGUUAUCGAGCGUGUCUCUGUCGGACAAGAGCAUGUCGACGGACAACGUCGAGGAAUACUUCGGGGAUGUGCCGUUCGCAGGUUUGUUGAAAGGAUCGGUGACGGCUGAACGGCCUCGCACGCUGCGUCGCUUGCGGAACGUUUACGGGCCGUCCGCAUGCGGAAUGGGAACCGGAGGUGACGGUGGCGGUGGCGAACGCCUGGAGGACGGUGAGGUCUCGUUCCGGUCGGAGCGCGAUCGCGAGAGGGACGAGAAAUCGCUGAGCAUAAUGAGCCCGUUCGACGAGCAGGAGGAAUGGGCCAAGAUUUCGGAGAUCAUGGCGUCGUUUGGCACCGGUCUCGUCAGAGAGUCUGUCUUCGUCACCGAAUUGGAGAAGGAGUUCCAGACGAGGCUAGGCCUGAGUUCAGACACCAGCAGCAGCCCUAUUGUCUCCACUUCCGUUGGCCAGUGGCUGUCAACGUUGGGCCUGGCCGAUUACGAGAACCUCUUCAUUAAUUACGGGUUCGACGAUCUGGAUUUCAUAAAUGGAGUUCUGGACGAGAGCGACCUGAAGGACAUGGAGAUCACCAGCGAUCAAGAGCGCGCGGUGAUUUUAGACGCGGUCGGUUUGUUGAACAAACGCGUGGACAAACGUGGAUCUGGCGGCAGCGGGCAGUCGGUCGACGAGUGGCUGAAGAGCAUCCACUUGGAGAAUUACGCGGAGACGUUCAAGAAGAACCUGUACACGGACAUGGAACGCGUGAGGUGCGUGUGGGAGGUGGAAUUGGCGACGGUGUUGGAGAUCCAGAAGCCAGCGCACCGUAAGAGGAUCCUCGCGUCGGUCAGCGGAUCGAGCGCGCGUGCGCAGAAUCGCAACUGCACCGGGCCCAACCUCGAGGACCUCAAUAAGGAUUUGAACACCUUGAAGACGAACAUACAGCAGCUGAAGGACGAGAUAAGGGAGAAGCUGCCGGAAACAACGGCGGAGGGUAAUGGCGGCACGUCGAUAACCGGAACGAAUUCGACCGGCACGAGCACAUUAAGGCACCGCAAAAACAGGCCGGCUCCGCAGCCACCCCAGCGACCUAGUUCGCAUAAUGGGGCGAUCUCGGCACCGGAACAGCUCGAGAUCAGGGCACCGUCGGAGCUGCUUCUCGGUGUACCGUCCACCCUUAAGACGCAGUGGAGGCACCAGCCAAAAGCUCUAGUCACCGGUUGCGUCACGUACGUCGCCAACUAUCUGGGCUCCACCGUGGUGAAGGAGUUACGCGGUACCGAGUCGACGAAGAAGUCGAUACAGAAGCUGAAGAAAACGUGUCGCGAGCCCAGAGUUACUCCCGACAUCACGCUGGCCAUCUCUUACCGCGGCGUUCGGUUUCUCAACACGAUGACCAACGAGCCGAUUUGCGAGCACGAAAUUCGCAACAUUCACUGCGCCUGCCAGGACGCCGACGAUCUCACGCAUUUCGCCUACAUCACCAAGGACCACGCCAGUCGCACGCAUUUCUGCCACGUCUUUUGCGUGCCAACCAUGGACCAAGCGACGGAGGCGAUCCUGACCCUGGGCCAGGCGUUCGAGGUGGCCUACCAAAUGGCACUGCGCGACAAGCUCGGCGGUCACACGGUGCGGUCUCAGUCGGCCAAUCAGCUGACCACGUUCGCGAAAUCGUCCAAGGCGAUGCCAGCAGUGUCGCCAGACUCCGUGCUGUUGGACGUGGGUCGCGAGUCGCUGGACCAGCCGGCGGUCAUCGUUCCCAUCGCGAACUCGAUGAACCCGAAGCCGAAGCCCCGCUCCAAGUCGUCCAUUCCGCAUCCGGUCGCGGCGGCGAACCCGACGCAUGACGCAAACUCCAACUCGAGUUCUCUUUCUGGCGGCACGGUGAACUGUACGAGCUCGGGCUCGAGCUCGAACCCAGCCACCAGCCCCAGCGCCAACUCGGUCAGCAGCUCCAACUCGAACGCGAGCACGAAUCAAUGCACGACGAAGCCGCUGGUCACGCACGGUAGGUCUCACUCGGUGAACGACAUCAAAGUGAACGGGAACCAGUUGAAAUUGGCGCCAGCGCCGGUCGACGACAUCGGGAUCGGCGUGAAAGACAUGAAGCCAGGCUCCAGGGCGCCCAUUGCUUUGUCCGAGGAAUUGUAGAGGGACUAACGUUGACGGUGUUAGUCGUCGUCGUCGUCGUUUGGAUGCUCGUCUUGAGAGAUCGGCUUGAGAACGAUGUCUCGUCCUUUCACGUGUACGACGGUUCUGCAGUACGACGGAUUCGAAAGAUUCCGUGAAAGCGAACACUGCUCGAAGAGGGAGCAGAGAAGAAGCAUCGUAGGUUUCUCUUUUAAUUGCGAGACCCGUCGUCGUAUCUUUCGGGUAGUCGAAAGAUCGCGAGAGAUUUUGUAAAGUUAUUUGGAGUAAUUGUAAGAUCCAUGAUUUUGGGAGUUUGGUGUUCGAGCUAGGCUUGAAUCGUUCGAUUUUCAAGAUUGACUUUCGUAGAUAUUGUUGCCGCGGGAGAAGCUAGACGUUCGCGGUGUCUUUUUAUCUCUCCGAAUUUUUCUGAUAGCAUCCUAGACAGACUGGUGUUCCGGUCGUUUCGUCCCGAAACGAAAGAUUUGACCGUGGCUCAGGUAAGUAAGAGAUCAUCGCCGAAAUUCUUGACCGGCCACGGCAGACGGUGACGCUGUGAUUUUCCACAUCGAGGGCAUUAGCGAACCGACGAGAGCUCGUCCAGGCAAGGCAAGGACAACAGCGUGCUCACGUUUUUCGCGAGCAUGUGUAUUUUAUCGCACGUUCGCGCAGUUCAAGAAACAAAGACGAAAGAAGCAACGAAUCGAACUAGAUACUUUCGUCUCAUGUUGGACGGUAUUAUUCGACUGAACCGAAGCUCUUCGUCGCGAAGCGGACGUUUUUCUGGAUUACAUUUUGCCAAUAGGAGGAAGAGAGCGUGACUAAUUCGAACAGUUACAUCGACGUCUCGCCUAAAGUAAUUUUAAACGAACUAGAAAAAAAAAAAAAAAACUGAAAAGAAGAAGACAAAAAAAAAAUUAUUAGCAAAAGAAUGCGAUUUUUUAAAGAUUUCAUUGCACACGAAGCAUUAUAUUGCAUUUAGAAACGAUACAUUUACACACACAUAGACACACACAUUCCUAGGACGAAAGGACGUUGCAGGUGAGUCGACGAAAUUCGCGAAUGCUCAAUUUUUUGAUCGCGUGCAAUCAAAUUUAAAAAAAAAAAAGAAAGAAAAAAAUCGACUGAUGAGACUCAGAGGCUGAAUCGUUUUUUUUUUUUUUUUUUUUUUCACUUUGAACACCGUGGACAGCCGUGGAUUGGCGUUCACGGUGGAUUCGUUUCUUCCAUAAAAUCGUCAUUAUCCUCGUUUACUCCGUGUCCUCGCUCACCCAAGACUGACAGCCCCUUGUUUCGUUUUCACGUGUUUCCGCGUUUGCAGUGUAACACACGCAUAUAUAUAUUACACACAUACACAGAUCACACGUAUUCAUCGUCAGAGAAAAAUGGGAGAAAAGGGAAAGAGGAACGAAAGAAGCAGGUUAGCGUGUGUCUGUCAUUCGACGAACCUCGUGAUCUGAAGAAAAAAAAAAAAAAAAAAAAAAGGAAACGUUAUACCGCGAAACAGUACCAAAUAUAUAUAUAUAUAUUAUAUAUCUAUCUAUUGUAUAUUUCAAUACUCCGCGGAGUUCCCUGAAACUCCGUUCUAAGUGUAAGUCGACUUCUGCAAGUUGACACGACUUUCGAAGAAGAACGGAGCUGAAACAAGCUUAUGGGUUGUAGGCUGACCAAUUCGGCUAAAAACGACUCGAACUGACGUCAACGACGAUGCGUCACAGUCGAGCGUACGUACUGUAUCAUCGAUUGAACAACGCCGUAGCACCUCACGUACGGAGCUCCGAUUCCGAGAAGGGGCAGGCCUAACAUACUUCGUACGUAGCUGCCGAUUCGUAGUGAUAGAUAAACAAUCGAGGAACCGAGAAAUCUUGGUUCUCCUUGGGGAAUGUUGGCCCGGCCACCGCAUCCGGACAACAUUCGCGUAGAUCGAUUCGCAGCGAGAAACCAAAGAUUUUUGCACGUUCGUGUAGAAAGCACGCGCGACAUCAACCUCGAUAAAUUAACGCGAUAUUGAUCUCGAUAUUAAGCUGAAAGGCGAAAAUGGAGUGAAGUCUCCACUCUUUAUGGUGAUACAAGGGAGAGGAUAUUGCACCAAACGUGGUGAGAGACAAGUGAAACAGGAGAAACUGCCAAAUGACACACCAUCAUUGACACGUGGCUAUACGCACACUUUGUAUUUAUCACGUUUAAAAAAUAGUAUAAUAGAUAGAGCCCCUGUUCGUAUAUAUAAUAUAUAAAUAUAUAAAUGCAGGAUUUUUCAGCUCGUCGAACGAGGUUUGUGACGCAGCCGUAUAUCGACUUUCGACGUUCGUGAACUGUUAUAGCGCAGCUGUCGUAGAUUCGUAGGGAAUCGAAGUAUAGAGAAGCAUGCUUCCUCGAUCCUGCAUGCGUGUCGACGAAGUUUCGAGAGACUCGCGACAGACGAUCGACAGAGUGUCGAUCGCAAGAGGGGUUUAUUCGUGUGUUGGCUCUGGUGGCUCUGAAAAAGAGCGUGUUGUUCGAUCAACGAUGAAACGAGAAGCAAGUCGGAUAUUAAGAUUGGCCAAAUAUAGUUGUGUGACUGGGGGAAAAAGAAAAAAAAAAAAAAAAGAAGAAAGAAAGAAAAUGGACAAACGAUGCUUUGAAGAGCAGGAAAAUCGCGCGUAUAUUUCGACAUGGCACUAUUAUUUGAUAUUGAGGAAACAUUUUGUAGCGAAUAGCCGAUGAAAACGUAGUACUACGUUUUUAGAGUGCAAUAUUAGCGCGGGAAAAUUUAAACGCUGUAUAGUUGGUAGUCUUAUUAUAUCGAACUGUAGAGUGUAUUUCGACCAAAACUUUUGAAGUUUAUCGGCGAGAGACGUACAUACGUGUUUCGAACAUUUUGACGAAAUAUCCUUGGCGAGAAAGCGUACCAAAAAAUAUGUAUGCCCUUUCGUAGAUUUGUACUUUCGUAAGGUUUUCCUUGCUUUCGAUUUUUUUUUUUUUUUUAGAAACAAUGCGUAGUAACUGACGAUAAUAACACGGAUGAUUAUUUUUAAUAGUCGUCUUUUUACAGCGUUUGGAACAUCUUACACAGAAUUUUUUUACACAGAUUGUCGUAGGAGACGUUUUUCAUUUUUUGUAGUCGACAUAGUCGUUCCUCGUAAUAUACGCUAAAAAAAAAAAGAAAAGAAAAAAAAAUAAACCGCAUGCAUUUACCAAAUCUUAGAAAUAACAAGAUUUAACGAUUCUUAAAAAAAAAAGAGAGAGAGAAAAAAAGAACAUACAACAAAAGACCAGUCCAUUUUUCGAUUGUUUUACCUUAUCACGAAUCGCGUCACAAAUCGUUUGAAAUUUCUCAACGCGACUCGCGACUUGAAGCUUGACAACAUCAACAACAAUCAUUUCGUCCAUCAGCGAACAAUACAGUUUUUGCAGUUUUGCAAAACAAUGUAAUCUCUCAAGUGCCAACGAUGAAGCCCCCCCCCCAAUUUGUAUUCAAUAAGCCCGGCGUCGAUCGAACCGGAUCAGAUGUGAUUUAGCGGUCAGAUCGGCGAAAAAAACACACACGCGCGCACGCACAAACGCGUGCUAUAAGGUGUACAUAACAUACAUCGAACACUUGGUAGCUAUUUCUUUUCUCGUUUGCUAUAUACUGUAAAUUUACCACCCCCGUUCCACGCGUGGAAACGUUCAAAGGGGAACAUCUCUCUCUGGUACACCGUUCCGUGUAUGAACACGGACGCGGUAAAUAGUCGCACGAGACGAUACACUUCCUUCUUGCGCGCGGUGAGAACGCGGACGGAUAAUCUCCUGCGAAAGAGGCAUCUAUCAUAGCGUAAACUUUCAACUAUUUAUAUAUAAAAAUGAAAAGAAGCAGUAAUAAUUAAAUAAACGUUAGCUGUAUACACGCUGUACGACUAUACAUAGAACGAGUGGUUGGUGGUAUCGGCAACCGGAGUCUUCUUCAAGGAGAACUCGUGCCAAUCGCGCGAAGAAACUCAUUCACGGACCAAGAGACGAUUAAAACCGAGGAGAGAGCAACCCGGAGAGAGAAGAGUGAAUGAUGAAAUGGACGCGAGGAGACGACACGUAGCUGCUGUCGUGUUUAAUUGUAAUAAUAAUAAUAAGGCAUUUCGGGGAAAUGAAAAAAAAAGGGGGAAAGGGGAGAUGCUGCUGUCGAGAGAGUGAGACUUUUAGCUCGGCCAUGCCUGUUUCUCGCGGACGACGAGGUGUAUGUAUGCACCACCUCGUUCGUUUAGAUGGAAUUCAAAAUAGAUAUCAUGGCGUAACGUGUACAUAGGUGUAUGGUGAAACUAGAGAGCGUGGCUAACGUGGCGAUCACCGUGAAUCAGUUCAAUGAAGUUCAACGAUACCAAAGAGACGGUCGAAGCAAUUUUCCUAAUUGUACAUUAGACGACUAAGUGUGAUUAAACUGACAUACUGAUUA